AGGAGCCGAUUUCUGCCGCCGGGAUUACCUGGCGCCUAAAGCUGUAUCCAAAUGGUAGUGGUUCAUCGAAGGGAAGCCACAUUUCUGCAUUUCUUGAGAUGGUCAAAGGUGGCUCUGAGCCUACAACAUAUGAAUAUGGCAUAGAGAUGUUACAUCGUUCGCAGCCGCACAUGAAAGUUGUGAGGCGAUUCUCUUCGGAUUUUGAGGAAGGUGCAUGCUGGGGGUACUAUCAAUUUUUCAAGAUUGAUGACCUUGAAAACGAAGGGUACCUUCUUCCGGGGGAAGAUACACUUACGCUGAGCUUUUACGUCCGAGCUCAAACGUUCUUGCAACAAUGCCUGGAUCUGAGAAGAGCACUGUCAUCGUGUCAAGCAGAACGGCAGGAAGCGGUGACGCAGGUGGCGGUCCUGCGGCGAGCUUUCGCAUCGUCAAUCUGGCAGCAGCGCCGGAGGAAGAACGGCAGCGUCUCCGAGCUGGAAGACAACCAAGGAUCGAUAAAGCAGGUCCUGGCGGGUGCAGUGUCAAGCCUCUUGCCAACUUUUGAACAGCCCAACCCAAAGGCUGCCAGGGACACAUUCAGCCGCUUGGACAAGAUACUCCUCAGCGGUGUUCCAACAUCAGACGCUCCCCAGAAGUCUGAGGUGGACGACCGCAGCGACGCCCCAUCAAUGGCGCUGUCCCAGGCAUCGGUGCAGCCAGAGAGCAGGGAGAAGUGUGAGCUGUGGCUCAAGAGCCGAGACAACUUGUUCCAGAUGCCAGCUAGUAGGAGCAAGUUUUAUGGUCGCAGGGGCCACAGGCACAGGAAGAGCAACAGGGCCUUCGAUGUCGUUUCGCUUGCCAAGCGCACCAGAAUGGCGACGCUGCCUUGCGCCAUACUGGAAGGAAACGACGAGAGCGUCAAUACGUGAUUGUCGAGGUAAUUUUUUGCUUGGUGGAAAAGUUUGGAUUAAGUUUACUCUUCCCGGCUUACUUUAAUAAACACUUUUCAGGUUACAAACUGAAA
This is a messenger RNA of Selaginella moellendorffii, 1003 nucleotides long. Its product is annotated as E3 ubiquitin-protein ligase TRIM37-like. The record is from RefSeq and is a predicted model, not a curated record. Gene Ontology annotation, biological process: negative regulation of centriole replication; protein autoubiquitination. The transcript is spliced from 7 exons. The coding region runs from base 99 to 908 and encodes 269 amino acids. Gene Ontology annotation, molecular function: ubiquitin protein ligase binding; ubiquitin protein ligase activity; tumor necrosis factor receptor binding. Gene Ontology annotation, cellular component: aggresome; peroxisome. Lineage: Eukaryota; Viridiplantae; Streptophyta; Lycopodiopsida; Selaginellales; Selaginellaceae.